AUGGAACAAGAAGGCCUUGGUAGAGAAAUUGAAAUUUAUAAUGAACCGGCUGAUAGGGAAACAGAACCGCUUCUUCCUCCCACACCACCAGCAGCGCCGUACGAAAAGUUCCGGGUUGGAAGGGAGCCACAACAGUUAAAGAAGUGGAUUAUGCCUGCGCUGUUUGCUUUAAAAAUUUCCUUUUGGUCGCUCGGUAUGAGGGGAUAUCGAGUAUGGAAAUACAUCACCUACACUUUGCUUGUCAUGGUUUGUGCUUACUAUAUAUUUUUCAAGGCAUACUGUGAUCCAUUACAAUCGUGCCCUUUACGCAAAAUGCAUCCGGAAAAGCGACCACUUUACCACGCAUAUCAAGUUGCCUACAUUUCCAAUGCCAUAUUGGCUGUGGCUUCUAUCCUGUCGUGUUUGGCGUUUAUUGGUUGUUGUAUGGUAGGCAAGCGCCAAAAGUCGGCUUUGAUGUGUCCGUCUGAAUUUAUGAUAAAAGAAAUCGAUCAAGUCAACUUAUUCAGGUUAUUUCUGGCAUUCCUCAUUAUGAUCGUGUUGUUAACAACCUCAAAGAUCUUUACAUCCCUUACGGAAAAGACAUCUGCUGACAGCAGAAAGGCGGGUUUACAUUUUGUAACCGAGAGAUUAGGUGGAAGAAUGGUGACUGAACAUGUGUCACAUAACUUCAAAAACUCAACAUGUAAAAUUCGGCUUUCACUUGGGCCUAACGUUCCACGGCUUUGCGAGGCUAUUGCUUCCGAAGACUCUACACAGUUCUUCUUACAUUUUAUCUCCCUAAACAUUUGUCACAUCUUUGCCUCUGUUUGCAUGGUACUCGGUAAGUUAACCUAUUCAAUCUUUUUGAAAAACAGUAGAUUGUUUAUUCCCAAUUCUUGUCUGAUUUCUUGGUGAUAAUGGAAACCGGAUUGAUCCAAAGUAUAUCCCUUUGAGAGACAUGCCUUUAUUUCGGCAAACCCAGCUAGCCCGGCUAAUAUCAAGUUAUAUCCUGAAUUUGCCGAAUAACAGACAAAUUAAGGCAGGUACUUUAUAUGCUAUCAGGCUCGGCAAGAGCCUCGGCGAAUAGCAAACUCCUCCGUCUGCAAAAUUCUUCAGAACAUACACACCCAAUAAUUGCUAAUUAACUCCCCACAACUCAAACCUUCAAGAGAAAUAAAAAAACUGAUUUGAGCUAUCGGAGUUCGAGUUAUGCGGCUUCAUCCAGUACAUGGUGGCUGACUAACUAACUGACCGCUAUAGACAAUUAGCUGACAUGCGGACGUCUUCUGGCCGUUAACCUUGUCAGUUUUGAUUGAUUGACCUUCAGGUACAUUCGCACAAGAUACUCUCAGGAUCAUACGAGGUGUCCAAAAUAGAACCCUUGAUGACGUCAUUAGAAUUCAUGAAGACCUCUGCACAGUAGUUUCCAGAACCGCGUCAGCCUUCAGUGUUUGGUUUUUGCUGCACUGGAUCAGUCAUGGAGCAGGCUGUAUUUUGUUGGUGAUAGAGUUUUCUGUUGAGAUAGAGCUUCUUCUCGAGUCUGAAGAGUAUAAAGCUAUCCCCAUGAGUGUGGCCUCGUUUGCUCUUCUCUUGCCUUUUUACCUUUAUCUGUUUAUAUUCCCUUGUGUCAUCGCUUCAGGGAUAUCAGGCAACUGUGCUGGUAAGAUACAUAUAAUAGGCCAUUUCCGAGUUGCCCCAAGCCUCUGUUGGGAAUCCCGGAAUAUCGAGUUUGGAUUCGACUUUGAGUUCUAGUCGGGUUAAAGUUCGAGGUUGUAGAAGACCUAAAUGUAAUAAAGGACCCUAAAUGUAAUAACAUUUUUUCCUAAAUGUAAUAACAAUUUGCCCUAAAUGUAAUAAACUCUUAAGUUGCCAAUUACAGUUAAUUACUCGAAUAAGUGCCGUCCUCAAAUAAGUGCUGCAUUUGGGGGAGAGGGGGAGUUAAUUAGCGCCGCGGGGCUUAUUCGUGUAAAUACGGUAGUAAGCGGUAUUAUUAUGGUAUGAAGCACCACUCUCAAAUAAACGCCGCAUUUUGGAGAAAAUAGUUAAUAAGCGCCGCGGCGCUUAUUAAAUUCGGUACAUUUCCUUAUGGACUGUGAAACUUAACGCUUACAAAUAAAUUGCUUGUAAACGACAAAGUAACAGUAUUUUUCUAAAAAAGCAAUAUUUAAGCAACUGGAAAACUUUUUUCCUGUGUUUGCAUAGCCUGAUAUAAACACUCGUUUUGCAAUAAAGAUUCUUUCCAAAAAAAGGUUUUUUCUCGUUUAAAACGUCAGCUUAAGCGCAAAAAAAUUGGCACAGCACGUUUGUAAAGAUUUUCCAAGUUUCAUCCGACGAGGGAAUGGGUAAAUAAAGUAAAUUGUCGAGUUUUCAACUCAAAAACAUUUUAAAAUUCGUGCUUGUGUGAUUAGCGCGCGAAGAGCAAGACAUCUUGACUCCACAGAUGUUUACAUACUCUCAUGCAAACACAUCUCUCGGCCAAGCAGAGCGCUCGCGUACUAUCUUAGUUAUUUAUAAAAGUUUUUAUCAGCUGUGCAGUAGUCUUAAGGGCCAGUUUACAUGGAGGUGGGGGACCCCAGAUAGGUGAGGUAACAUGCAGCGGGUUACCCCACUUAUCACGUUAACGUGAUCAAAUUAAAAUGAGAGAUUAUCUGGCCUUUGGUUACCCGCCAAAGCGGAAUACCUCACCUACCUGGGGUCCCAUACCUCCAUGUAAACAGGCCCUUAGACUUCUCGUUUUUUGUUCUUAAUAUUUUAGCUGAUUAGAUCUCUUUUAUAGAGAUCCAUCGUUGACAAGCAACAGGAUCUUCGUCCACAGUUUUUGCAGUAAAUUUCGAUCUUUAACAGAAAUGAAGUAUGAAAAACUUUUUAAGGCUUUUGUUUUGUCCCUUCACAAGCAAUUUAUUUGUAAAUGUCAAGUUACACAGUGCAUAAGGAAAUGUACAGAAGCUUAUUAAUUUUUUCUCCAAAAAUACAUCUUAGUACCGUAUUUACGCGAAUACGUGCCGCGGCGCUUAUUAAAUCCCCCAAAUACGGCUCUUAUUUGAGUAAUUACUGUAAUUUGCAACUUAAGAGUUUAUUACAUUUAAUUAGGACAAAAUGUUAUUACAUUUAGGACAAAAUGUUAUUACAUUUAGGACUUUAUUACGUUUAGGGUUGUUUAUUACAUUUAGGCCUUCUACAUAUGGAUGGACCGAAAAGUAAGAGUUGGGGGAGAAGAAAAGGGACGCCUGCCACAUGAAAAAAAAAAGCGUCGUUAGGCCCUUACGAAUUUUAGCUCAUUUUAUAAUGCCACUUGCCUCAACCAUUGCCCUGAAUCUGCAUCUUUAAAAACAUUUCCCAGCUGCCCAGUCCCUAGGGGGGGUACUCGAUAUAUCCUUGGGUGGGGAGGUGCGGCUCGGCCCCUCGUACCCUGACCCUGUUUAAGACAAAAAUCGCUGAUUUUUCCACCCUGUUUAAGACAGAAUUCCGAUUUUUAAUACCCAGUUUAAGACAUUCGUAGAACAUAAGCGCAGGCUGUUUAUCGUCUAAGAACAGGGUUAUGGGCUCCUGUCUAAGAAAAGAUACCCCGUUUAAGAUAAAAAUUGAUAAAAUCGAUACCCUGUUUAAGACAAAAAUCCCGAAAAACAUACCCUGGCUGGCCGCACGUCCCCAUUAAGCCCUUAUAAGGGAGUACCCCCCCCCCCCCGGGCCCAGUCACUUCGCUUUCUUUGUGGGUUUCUCGCAUUUAUUUAGCGACUCAGACAACUUUUUCAGGGAUCCUUGAGUCCCUCUUACAUUCUUCCGAGCUGCAACGUUUGCUGUUAACCAUUUCCCGAUAAAAAUACGCGAACAAAACAUUGUUUUGACUCAACACUCGGCAAAAGCGCAUACAAAUCAUUUGAGUGAGAAGCGAAGACUGAGUCAUGCGAGGGGGUCUCAUGUGACGUCAACUAUUUGUAGAAUCUGUCGGCAGCGCUAUUAUUUCUUGUUGUGGGUGUUUCUGAUAGGAUUCGAUCUCGGGUGUAGUUGUAAAGCACUUACUUUCAUGGACUUUUCUUGCAGCAAAGCUUUUUAUUGCAGCUACUAUAAAAAUUUAGUUUCUUUGGUUUUCUUCGAAAUGCCUGGAUCUGAAUAACUACAUGCGUGUAGUUUCUUUGUCCGUGAAUGUGAUGAUUUCCUGCCAUGAUUGGAAGCUGGGUCUGCCAUAUGUGCAUAACUCGCGUACCUGCGAGCAGGUUCACUUUUGCGAACUGGGGACCGAAAUUUUGGCGGUAGAGUCGCCAUCCAGCGAGGAAAAGUGACUUUUCCUAGCUGGAUGGCGGCUUCUUCGGACAAGUGAGCCUGCAGUUGCAGGCUAAGCCUGCGUGGCAGGCGCAAAAAAGGGAGGGAGAUGGGGGGAGGGAGAAAAUCUCCCCUUUUCCCUUCCUCCCAAUGCUCUACCAUUUUACGCAGGCAGCAGGCUCUGUGUUUGCAGGAUGUUGAAUUUUUCACGGAUAGUGCGAUCUUCAGAUUUGACUGAGUUGUAGCUUCACUCAAAUACUCGGCGUCAUCAAUUUUUAUAAGAAGGGUUUUGUUCUUAGCCUCGUUCUGAAAGUCAGAGAUUUUGAAACUCGGAAAUGACCCAUAUCUAUGCUAAUUUAUAUUCUAAAUUUGCAGAAGUUCUAUAAUCGGUUGUCCUUUUAUGUUUCACUUGAAAAUUUCUGCGCCUUUAUAGUAAACUCUUCGGUGUGCUUUUUAUCUAUGUAAUAUUCCAACAAAAACUUCGCUGGUUUCUUCGCUGAGUUUCCAAGUAGAAGCUAAGGUAACAAGAGUGCGAUGAUAUAGACAAGUAAAAGUUCAAUUUCGGGUAUUUUGGCAUAGCAAAAAUUUAAAAAACAGUGUAAUUCACAUCCAAAGUCGUUUUGGGAAACUCAGGAUCAGACACAAAGACAAUCAUCCAAUAAAUACUUGUGUAUCUUAAGAUUUGUGUCAGUUCACGUUACUGUUUUCUUGACGUGUAACAUUUGCUCUUUUUGUCAUCUUUGUAUAAAGAAAUCUACGAGAAAGUCAAUUGCUCCACCUCUGACGACUGGAAUGAUACCCUGGUCCCAGAGGUUUUUCUUGAUUUUUCUUUGCGAAAGAGAUCAAGAGCAAGCCGCGAAGCGGCGACAAGGAGUUGCGAAAGCGACGAGGAGAGAGAGAAAAACCUCUGGUUACCUUGGCCUCGAAUCUCACUUCCAUGCAGACGACAGGGUCAGGAUCUGACCCUCGGGCGUUGA
Porites lobata is the source of this 5216-nucleotide messenger RNA. Lineage: Eukaryota; Metazoa; Cnidaria; Anthozoa; Scleractinia; Poritidae. The record is from the annotation of a GenBank genome assembly.